UUCAUACCCCUCCCUCCCUCCAUCACUAUAUAAGACACACACAUCCCUGAACUCAAACACACAACACAACACAACUUAAACAAAGUAACAACACACAACAAACACCAUGGCAAGGAAAAAGGUGAAACUUGUUAGGAUUGUCAAAGAAUCCGCGAGAAAAGCAACCUACAAUAAAAGGAAGAAGGGUUUGCUUAAAAAAGUGCAAGAGAUAUCCACUUUAUGUGGCAUCAAUGCUGGGGUUAUCAUUUACAGUCCCUUCAGUCCUAACCCUGAGGUGUGGCCCCCUGGUGAUGGUAUCCGCGAAGUGAUUACUCAGUUCCGGAAUGUGCCGAAAACCGAGCGGGACAAGAAUACGUUCGACCAACAGAAGUUCCUCAAACAGAGGCUAGCUAAAGUCGAAGCCCUUCUGACGAAGCAGAGGAAGGAAAACAAGGAGGCUUACUUGACGGAAUUCAUGUUUCAAUGUUUGGUUGAGAACAAGAGAGUGGCUGAAAUCGACUCCCAGUAUCUUAACGAUCUAGGAUGUAUUAUUGAUCAGUUUGAUAAUAGUAUUGAUCGCAGGAUUGAGAUUUUAGGAGGCUCAGCUGAUAUGGAGAUGGGUGAACCUUCCAAUGCUGAUGCGGCUACUGAUCCUUCAGAGCCGGUUGGAACAUUGAAUCUUGGGGAAGGUGCAACCGCUCCAGCUGCUGCUGGUGCAUCUUUCUUUAAUCAAGUGCCCCAUUAUCCUCCGUAUCACCAGCAGUUUCAUCAACCAUAUAAUGCUCCAUAUACUGGACUCUAUGAGCAAUCUGGUAACCAGAACCAGUAUAUGGAUAUGAUGAACCGUCCUGAGCACAUGCGUUAUGCUCCUAACCAAAUGGGGUAUCCAUUUAUGGGCUAUCCCCAUCAGGCUCAUCCCUACCACCAUUACCAGCCUCAGCAGCAUCAGUUCUUCCCAGGGGAAUCAUCCAAUGCUCAGCAGCAUCAGUUCUUCCCAGGGGAAUCCUCAAAUGCUCAGCAGCAUCAGUUGUUCCCAGGGGAAUCAUCCACUGCUCCCCCACCCGCCACCUCAGGCAGUGUCACACCUGCGACAACUCCAAACCCUACCAAUAAUUUUGGGUUUCCUUAAGAUUUGGAGAGACGACGUUCACAUUCCGAUAAGACGACAAAGCUAUGAUUACUCUCAUGUGUUUUCUUUGUGUUGCCGUUUUAUUUGAUGUCAAACGUUACGGAUUUGAAUUUUUCUUUUUUUUUGUUGUUGUUGUUCUAACAUUUGUUGUUGUUGUUGUUGUACACAGAUAUAUUUAUGUAUCAUCUUUUUAAUUCAAU
Messenger RNA from Eruca vesicaria subsp. sativa (arugula), 1308 nucleotides. NCBI's taxonomy places the organism in Eukaryota, Viridiplantae, Streptophyta, Magnoliopsida, Brassicales, Brassicaceae. The record is from the annotation of a GenBank genome assembly.